Molecule: messenger RNA, 1197 nt
Organism: Asparagus officinalis (garden asparagus)
Lineage: Eukaryota; Viridiplantae; Streptophyta; Magnoliopsida; Asparagales; Asparagaceae
Exons: 2
Coding region: 1-1197 (398 amino acids)
Molecular function (GO): zinc ion binding
Source: RefSeq, a predicted model, not a curated record
AUGGAAGCUAACCCAGGAUCAAUCGUCCAUCUAGAACAUGAAGAUGGCAGAGUUACUAGAUUUUUUAUCUCAUAUUAUGCUUGUUGGAAGGGUUUUGUCGAGGGAUGUAGACCAAUUUUAUUCUUGGAUGGCACCCAUCUUUUUGAUAGGUACAAGGGAACUCUACUUGCUGCUACUGCUUUGAAUGGAGAUGGAGGAAUGUUUCCUGUCGCUCUUUGUAUUUGUGGAACCGAGAAUGAGAGCAAUUGGGAGUGGUUCCUUGAAUGCAUUCGUGACGUAUUGUACAAUUCAGAUGAUCCAUAUACUCCGAAUGAUGAGCUGGUUAUAAUCUCUGAUCGAGACAAAGGACUUCAAAAUUCCGUCAAGAAUUGCUUCCCUUGUUCAUAUCACAGUUAUUGCAUCCGCCAUUUAAUGGCCAAUUAUAAGAACAACUUGUCAAAGAAAAGGUUACCAGCACCACUUAGGGAUGAUUGUGUUCAAAUUAUGAAGAGAGCUGCCUAUGCCUACACAAUGCAUGCUUAUCAUAAUGAAUGCAACGAGCUCCAGAAUAAGUCAUCUAUUGCUUUCAUUGAAAUGCUGAAUAUGAGCCCACAGAACUGGGCUAAUUGUUAUUUUCCUGGAAAGAGGUAUGGGUGGUUAACCUCAAAUCUAGCUGAGUCCUUCAACGCAUGGAUUAAGGAAGCCCGAUUUUUACCGAUAGCGCAGUUGGUUGAUCACAUCCGGGUGAAGAUGAUGAAAAUGAGCUACGAUAGACGUGAGGAAUCCAACAAAUGGACUACACCACUUGUUCCUAGUGUAGAGGAGCAUCUUGUCCUGAUCAACGAGGGUGCACGUUGUCUUCAUGUUAAUCCUUCUACGUCGAUUCUGUAUGAAGUAUAUGAUUCCCCAUCUGUUAGAGUGAAUUUGGAGUACCGCACGUGUACUUGUCGCCAAUGGCAAGUUCUUGGACUACCUUGCAAGCAUGCGGCCGCCGUAAUCAGGCACAAAGAUCAGCUAUUGUAUCCAUAUAUUUCUGACUAUUUCAGCACGGAGGUGUACCGCAAGUGUUACUCCUUUCCCAUAUAUCCAAUUCCUGAUGAUGAGAAGCCAAUUAUAACGGAUGAGAAUAUGGAGAUUAGACCUCCAUUAACUUCGAUUCGUAGAGGAAGGCCAAAAACAAAGCGGAUCCCUUCUGGACUAAAUCCUUCUAGAUGUUGA